Molecule: messenger RNA, 1685 nt
Organism: Colletotrichum navitas
Lineage: Eukaryota; Fungi; Ascomycota; Sordariomycetes; Glomerellales; Glomerellaceae
Exons: 3
Coding region: 387-1514 (375 amino acids)
Source: RefSeq, a predicted model, not a curated record
CCGCCCCCCUCCUUGUGAAGCCAAUUGGACGUACGUCGCCUGUAAACUUAACGCCCAUAUUUACCUUUCAGCACCGCGACAUCCCGCCAAGCCUGCCGGAUUCAAGCCUGAUGAAACGAUCGGCUCUAUAUGGCGGCCUCGAAGCAGGCUGGUGGGCAUGACUGCAUAACACAGCCUCGAGACCACCGAUGGUGUGAACCUGCCCUCGGGUUAUGCAGCCGCUCCAACGCGGAAAAGGCUCCUUGCUAGGCUGACUCUCAAAUUACUUCGUCCUGGAUCGGUGCGGUCCGCACGAUAAGAUGCCUCGCCAUGCCCACGUCGCAAACCGAGUGCGAUCCCGCAGCUAGCACUUCCAGAAAAGGAACGUCAGCAACCGAUAGCCAAUCAUGAGCUCGACCACGCCGUUGCCCGUUACUCCCCCGCGCGCACAUCGUCGGGGUUCUGAGGUCAGAGACCUAGAGGCCGGAGUGGCCGCAGAGGCAAACCCCAACCGGGGACCCGCGAUAAAUGCAACUCCGGUUGCGACCGCCCUGUCGGCCACUGAGACCAACCCGUUUCUCCAGUCGGGGGUCCGGGACAGGAUUCUUAUGCUUUCCUCUCGUCGGCCGAAGAAUCAAGCCAAGGAACGCCGGGACCGAGUCGAAACAGCGCUCGAACCCCUCUGCGACACGGCCCCCUUCGUCCUGAUGUGUACCGGCGACCCGGAGAGUGCCGUGGUCGUGCCGGUGGCCAUCGGCGAGAACGCCGAUGCGGUGGACCAGUGGACCGCCAUCCAAAAUACCUCACGGAAGUACGUGUCGCGUUGGAGAUCAUGGGUUAGCCCUGCGAGGCUUGAGUUGGUGACUAUCCGGAUCGUCGGCCCGCAUGAAACGCGUGCGAAGGCAUUCCAGGGAAUCUUCGAGCCCGCGGACGUUGCGGCUCGCCUGUCGCUGCUUCGAAAAGAGGCGAGCGAGCUUCGGUCGUACAUUACAGGGCCUACAGAGUUGGAUGAGGAUUUUGAGACCCGAUGCUGGCAUGACACAAGCAGUGACCGCGUUAACCACUCGCAUUUCUGCGACGAUGCUGUCGACAUUGUCGAGGGCGACGAUUGGUAUUGCAAGGUACAAUACCAGCGGGACAGACUAGAAGAAAUCUCAAAGCUGGAAUUGAUACCAACUUGGCCCAUGUUCCUCGCGGAACCAAGCUUAGCGUGGGGGAAUGACCUUCUACUGGAGGACUGGAUAUACCAUUCCACCACGACCAUCAUCCCUUCGCGAAAAAGAAAAGUCAUACAUAGCGUGGCGCAGAUAGAGUUCACAGGCUUCCGUCUCUCAGAGUGGCCUUACGGGAGACAGAACGUGGUUCCUCGCCCCUCCGUCGUCGGGGGUAUCGUCACAUUCUGCGUCAUCAUCUUUGUGGCCCGCGUAAUACAUGGGGACUGGGGCGUAGCUUACACCGCAGGAGCCUUCUUCGUAGCGUUGGCGGGUGUGUUUUCCACUUGGGUUGCUGGGCAGUCGAGCAACCCUGACCGCUGAGUCGUCUUUGUCGCUCGCUACAUCAUUCUAGGGGGUGCAUGAUGAGACAGGAAGUAGCCAUGUUUCUCCGCUCGGGGGUCCGACUUCGUGUGAGGCCAGUUGACGGCGCAGUCAUAAUUAUCUAGUAUCUAACGAAGAAGAUUGAACCCCACCAGAUUCGCAGCACUCGGA